AUGGGUCGCACGCCUUACGAUUUUGAAACCUACGGAGUCCGCGACCUUCGUAAAUUCCUCAAGUCCUGCGAACUGCCUCGUCCAGAUCCGUGCAGUGCCAUCGACCAGCUGUUCAUUCUCGGGACGGCACCCUUUCCGCCUAAUGUGAACAAGAGUCAUAAAAACCACAUCCUCGCACGCCAUGAGAAAUGGCGCACCCUUGAGAACAUCAAACUUUUCGAAAGGGAAUUAAUCGCCGAUAGCAUGAACUCGCUCGACUCGAACGAAGAUCCACAAUACAUCCUCCCUGGUGCGCUUCCGCCGCUCUACACGCACGCUCCGACCGAUAUGGAGACGACUCGGGGAUUUGGCUUCUAUCCAGGGCCGAUUUGCGAAGGAGAUAACCAGCUAUUCCGUUAUACCGUCUGGAGUCCACAAAAUUCCAUCCCUUCCCUGGAGAUCCCGACUAUGCCUGCGCCUCUUGUAGUCGCUUACCAACCGCCGCAUAUUCUGACCCAAAAAGAUUUGGAAGAAUUUGCCUCCUGUGAAGCUUUCCCUCCUUUCUACGUUUUGGGUGCUCACCUGGCAAGCAAACACCGAUUAUGGGCCAAGGCAGGCCGAAUCUGGGAUAUCUGCCAACUCAACAAAACUUCGUACUUUGUCCUCACAUCGUACACUCAUUGGAUAUUCGGUACCUUCUCUCCCGGCAUGAGGGUGGGGUUCAUAUCACCGAUAUACCUUUACAACACUGCAGCCCCGAACCCAACGCUCCUCGAGACGUUCAUUUAUUGGCUGUGUACAUCCCUGAGCAUCCCUGGCACUUUCACUCGCCCGCUGGUUGACGAACCCAUAUUUGCUAUGGAAGAUAUCGAUAUGGAAGAAAUCACCGACUUGCCGGUUCCUCCCUCCUCCCAAUCCUUUUGGUUUGGAAAAGAUGACGAACCAGGUUCCUCGGCUGGCGUGGAAUUGGAGAUCCAGUCGUUCGCGGGUGAAAGCAUCAGCUCUGCGCUUCCCGUUCGAGAUCGGCCCUCUGCCCACAGAACUGUUGGGGAAAUUCGCAAGUGGCUUGCUACGUGCAGUAAUGCGAACCACAGAAGGCUCGAUGAAGAUGAUCUUGUAUACAGCAAAGACCCCAGAUCGGAGCUGGAGGAGAACCAGUUCCACCAAGAUAUGCCUCGCGGCGAAUGGAUGAUCUCUGCAUGA
Cyclocybe aegerita is the source of this 1182-nucleotide messenger RNA. NCBI's taxonomy places the organism in Eukaryota, Fungi, Basidiomycota, Agaricomycetes, Agaricales, Hemipholiotaceae. The record is from the annotation of a GenBank genome assembly.